GCCACAGCCUCUUGAAUCUAAGGCCAAUUCUUGUUUUGAUGAGACAGUACCUUCAGUUCCAUGUCCUCUCCCAAACCUGGUCCCCAUGUUGCUGAGGCUCCUGCUGCUGAUCUGUGCUCCACUCUGCGAAUCAAUUGAACUGUUACUGAUAGUCAGCCCCUCUCCACCCAUAGAGGGGAAAACAAUGACCCUGACUUGUAAGACCCAGCCCCCUCCACAGAAGUUGGAUGCCAAGCUCCAGUUCCGCUUCUACAGAGAUGGUCGGCCCCUAGGGCUGGACUCGAAUAGCCUCCCGGAAUUCCGGAUUCCUGCCGUGCGGAAGGCAGACUCAGGGUCCUACUGGUGUGAAGCAAAGAUAACAUCUAUCAAAUUCAAAUUGAGCCGAAGAGUCCAGAUAGCAGUUCACAGAGUCCCUGUUGGUAACGUGAGCUUGGAGAUACAACCUCCAGGUGGACACCUGAUGGAGGGAGAGAAGCUGGUUCUUGUGUGUUUGGUCACUGGGGGCACAGGAGAUAUCGUCUUCUACUGGUACAGAGGUGCCCGGGGUUUAAGCCUGAAAACGAAGACCCAGCGUUCAAUGAUGGCAACAUGUGAGAUUCCUGCAGUGAGAGAGAGGGACUCUGGCCAGUAUUACUGUACAGCUGACAAUGGCUAUGGCCCCAGCCUCAGUGAGCUAGUGAGCAUCACUGUCAGAAUUCCAGUGUCUCGCCCUGUCCUCACCCUCAGGGCUCCUGGGGCCCAGCUGGUGGUGGGGCACAUGGUGGAACUUCACUGUGAAGCCCAGAGAGGCUCUCCGCCGAUCCUGUACCAGUUUUAUCAUGAAAAUGUCACCCUUGGGAACAGUUCAGCCUCCUUUGGAGGAGGAGUGUCCUUCAACCUCUCUCUGACUGCAGAAGAUUCUGGAAACUACUACUGCGAGGCCAACAAUGGCCAGGUGGCCCAGCGCAGUGAGGUGGUACCACUCAACAUCAAAGUUCAUAUGGAAGACAGAAAUGAAGUUCUUACUUCAGGAAUCAUUGAGUUGCUGCUUGGCAUCCUUGCUCCCACCACUUUGGCCAUAUUAUUUUGCUUCUGGCUCAAGAGAAAAAUAGGCAGACGUACAGCCAAGGAUGCAGUCAGGAGCAUUCCCAAUCCUGUACCCCAAGAAUCCAACUACUUCAACUCACAAGCCCCAGAGGAACUACACCCUGACUAUGAAAAUGUGAAUAUUGUAAGCGGGGAUGAGGUUUAUUCUUUGGUGUACCGUGUGCAACAGGAACAGCCGUCAGCAGCAGAAUCACCCCCGGGGAUACAUCCUGGGGAUACGGACCCCUCAGCCAUAUAUUCCAGGCUGAAGAAGGCAGAUCUUACAGAUAUGGACUAUGACGAUGUUAUGUAGAGUUACAGAAGAUUCUGCUCUUGGAAAACCAUCCAUGACUCCAAACCUCAGAACUAUUAUGUCCUUCAGAGAUCCUGGGAGAAUUAGCAUUCCAGUACACCUCAUCCAGGUGCUUUCCUCCAUAAAACUAUUUCUGCAUCUACUGUGAAGUGCAGUUUGCUCAAGCUUUGACGAGAUCAUCUAGAAGAACCAACCCGAACUCAGAAGUGGGAAAAACUGUGUUAUUAGAACUUGAUUCCUAUUAGUUCUUUCAGGUACAGAUCAAACUCUGCUCUAAAUUCUCUCUCUGUAAGUGGAAGCAGGAUGGGAAUAUAAGAACUUGAGAUCUUGGGGGUAGUGAGACAGUGAAGCUUAGAGUGCAUGAACCCAAGGUUAGUGAUUUUUGUGGGACUGCUCCAUACAGAGAGAUGCAUCAAUAUUUUUUUUUUUUUGCAAGGGCUUUCUCUGGGCAAACAGUACAGUGCUCUAGCCAUGUUUCUUAGAUUGAUCAUCCUGUUCCUCCAUAAAAUAUGUGAUUCAGUGAAUUUGGGGGUCACUAUUACCAAACUAGAAUUAAAUCAAAGUUACACAAAAUUCUGUUGUGGUUGCAUUCAGUUUUAAUGACAUAUUUUAUAUGCACAAGCCAAUCUAGAUGCCGCCAUGUUUAUAAUGAGAUAUAGUCUUUGUAAGUUUCACUGCAUCCACAGUUCUAUAUUUGUUGCAGCUUCUAGAAGUUUUAGGAAUAUGUUUUCUUCCUUAAUUCAUGCCUUUUUUUGGAAAUGUGAUAAUAUGGUUUGAAGUCCAUAUUUUAAUUUUAAAACAAUCAUAAGCUAACACACAAAUUAAAACGUUUGAAAAGUAUAUAAUGUAAAAGUUAAAGUCUUCGCUAUAAGUUAACACCACAAGUGGUACCCAUUGUUAAAAGCUUAGCAUUGUUAAAAUCUUAACUCUGAAGGUACGUUUCUAUUUUUUUGUAGUAACACUUCUACGUACAUGUGAAUAUAUUUAGAAGUAUAUAUAUUUAAUAAAAUACCAUGAAAUAUU
Cervus elaphus (red deer) is the source of this 2401-nucleotide messenger RNA. It is a transcript of the gene FCRL1, whose product is annotated as Fc receptor like 1. The record is from RefSeq and is a predicted model, not a curated record. The coding region runs from base 86 to 1378 and encodes 430 amino acids. The transcript has 11 exons. Gene Ontology annotation, biological process: cell surface receptor signaling pathway. Lineage: Eukaryota; Metazoa; Chordata; Mammalia; Artiodactyla; Cervidae. Gene Ontology annotation, molecular function: transmembrane signaling receptor activity.